Messenger RNA from Colossoma macropomum (tambaqui), 2260 nucleotides. It is a transcript of the gene klhl15, whose product is annotated as kelch-like family member 15. Lineage: Eukaryota; Metazoa; Chordata; Actinopteri; Characiformes; Serrasalmidae. The transcript has 5 exons. Gene Ontology annotation, cellular component: nucleus; Cul3-RING ubiquitin ligase complex. Gene Ontology annotation, molecular function: protein binding. The record is from RefSeq and is a predicted model, not a curated record. Bases 165 to 2135 code for a protein of 656 amino acids. Gene Ontology annotation, biological process: nuclear protein quality control by the ubiquitin-proteasome system; protein ubiquitination.
UGCAGACCAUAACAUGGCGUCUAGGAUGGCAGUGAAGGCUGCAGGCAAACACAAUGUUGAAAUCCAGCCGAAAAUAAGCCUGAUUUAGAGACGCACAAGGACUAAAGUGUCAGCUGGGAUGAUGAGGGUUCAGGCGGAGCCUGUGUGAGACAGAGCGGCGCUCCAUGUCGGAGGGACCCCGGGCUGCGUGGUCGAAGCGGGGCUGCGCGGAGUCCCACCGCCGAGAGCAGGGGAAGCACAAGCAAAGGAAAUGUGAGCGGCCCCUCAGCACGCUGUCAGUGAAGCCGCCGACCGGCCAGGAGGCCGCCAAAAGGUGCCUGAUGGCGGGGGAUGUAGAGGUGUACCUGUCUCAGGUGCAUGAUGGGAGCGUGUCCUCAGGCUUCCGGGCCUUAUACGAGGAGCGCUUGCUGCUGGACGUCACACUGCUGAUUGAAGAGCACCACUUUCAGGCUCACAAGGCCCUGCUGGCCACGCAGAGCGACUACUUCCGGGUCAUGUUCACGGCCGACAUGCGGGAACGCGACCAGGACAAGAUCCACAUGAAGGGGCUGACCGCGGCCGGCUUCGGACAUGUUCUCCGCUUCAUGUACUACGGCUCUCUGGAGCUGAGCAUGCCCACGGUGCAGGAGAUCCUGCAGGCCGCCAUGUACGUGCAGCUGACUGAGGCUGUGGAGUUUUGCUGCUCCUUCCUGCUGGCCAAGAUCUGCCUAGAGAACUGCGCUGAGGUCAUGCGACUGCUGGACGACUUCAGCGUAGGCGUUGAAGGCGUGCAGGAGCAGCUGGACGCCUUUCUGCUGGAGAACUUCGUCCCGCUGAUGGCCCGGCCUGACUUCCUGUCCUACUUGAGCCUGGAGAAGCUGAUGGCAUAUCUGGACAGCGACCAGCUGAGCCGGUUCCCCGAGAUAGAGCUGUAUGAGGCUGUGCAGGCCUGGCUCCGGCACGACCGCCGCCGCUGGAGGCACACGGAUGCUGUGGUACAGAACCUGCGCUUCUGCCUCAUGACCCCGACACAAGUGUUUGAAAAGGUGAAGACCUCUGAGUUUUAUCGUUAUUCUCGUCAGUUGAGGCAGGAGGUGGACCAGGCCCUCAACUACUUCCAUGCUGUGAAUGAGCAGCCGCUGGCCGACACCAAGGCUAACCGGAUUCGCUCGGUGCGGCCGCAGACGGCCGUGUUUCGGGGCAUGAUCGGCCACAGCAUGGUCAACAGCAAGAUCCUGCUUCUGCACCGUCCCAAAGUGUGGUGGGAGCUGGAGGGUCCGCAGGUGCCACUUCGGCCUGACUGCUUGGCCAUCGUCAACAACUUUGCUUUUCUGUUGGGAGGCGAGGAGCUCGGGCCGGAUGGAGAGUUCCAUGCAUCUUCGAAAGUGUACCGCUAUGAUCCUAGACAGAAUUCCUGGCUCCGGAUGGCUGACAUGUCGGUGCCGAGGUCGGAAUUUGCCGUGGGCGUGAUUGGAAAGUUUAUCUAUGCUGUGGCAGGCCGCACACGGGACGAAACGUUUUACUCCACGGAGCGAUACGACAUUGCGGAGGACAAAUGGGAAUUUGUUGACCCGUAUCCAGUCAACAAGUAUGGUCACGAAGGCACGGUGCUAAACGGAAAACUCUACAUCACUGGAGGCAUCACCUCGUCCUCCACCUCCAAGCAGGUGUGCGUUUUCGACCCCGGGCGUGAGGGUGCAUCUGAGCACCGCACGCGCCGGACCCCCAUUCUCACCAACUGCUGGGAAAACAAGUCAAAGAUGAACUAUGCCCGCUGCUUCCACAAAAUGAUCUCCCACAAUGGGAAGCUUUACGUUUUCGGUGGAGUGUGCGUCAUCCUUCGUGCAUCUUUCGAGUCGCAGGGUUGUCCAUCCACAGAAGUUUAUAAUCCAGAAACAGACGAGUGGACCAUCCUGGCAUCCAUGCCUAUUGGCAGAAGUGGGCAUGGUGUGGCAGUCCUGGACAAGCAGAUCAUGGUGCUGGGCGGACUUUGCUACAACGGCCAUUACAGCGACUCUAUACUGACCUUUGAUCCUGAGGAGAACAAGUGGAAGGAGGAUGAAUAUCCCCGGAUGCCUUGCAAACUGGACGGCUUGCAGGUGUGCAGCUUGCACUUUCCAGAGUAUGUUCUGGAACACGUCCGGCGCUGCAGCUGAGGGUGUGUUUUGAAACUCCGUGAAGGUUAAGGGGGAAAAAACGUUUACAGAUGUGAACAUAGUCCUAAAAUACUGAAGCUUUUAAAAAAACUGUAGGCCAGUUGCUUAUUUAAGAACAAACAAAA